Jatropha curcas is the source of this 1334-nucleotide messenger RNA. RefSeq names its product cullin-1. Gene Ontology annotation, molecular function: ubiquitin protein ligase binding. Lineage: Eukaryota; Viridiplantae; Streptophyta; Magnoliopsida; Malpighiales; Euphorbiaceae. The record is from RefSeq and is a predicted model, not a curated record. Gene Ontology annotation, biological process: ubiquitin-dependent protein catabolic process.
GUUGGCCUUCUUCUGCAAGUUUGUUUUCACUUUACUUAAGUAUCUCCGUAACAGCUCCCUCUUCUUUGUAUACACCACAUUCUCUUCUUCUUUCCUUAUAAGGGUAUUUGGUUCCAUUUCCCAAAAGUUUUCUUCAGUUCUGAAGUUAGUAAUAGACUGUUUAUGGUGCUUCUGGUGCAGCAGCCCAGACCCAAGAUGGCUAUGCUUGUGACUUUGGAAGAAGGAUUGAAGAAAAUAGACGAUGCGAUUCUGAGGAAGAAAAUGAUCGCUGAUGGUCGCUCUGUUUUGCCGUUUACAAGCGCACAAAACAUGGAAAUAUAUGACUGCGUUUUCAAUCUGUGUGCACGGAACCCAAAGGUUUAUUCAGAGAAGAUUUAUGAGAAAUAUAUGUACCAUUUAGAAGAGUGGAUUAUGGAAAAGGUAAUACCGAGAUUGCUGGGCAAACAUGGCGUUGCUCUGUUAGAAGAAGUUACAAAAUCAUGGUCAGAGUUCAAGGCAUUUGCAGACUCUUCUUAUAAGUUCUUUGAAUACUUGGAUCGUUACUACGUUCCUAGAAAAAGACUUCCACCAAUGGUUGAUGCCCCAAGACGCUACUUCUGCAACCUGGUCUGCGAUAAGCUAUAUGGCCAAAUUCAGGAAGCCACAUUGAGUCUGAUUACUCAAGAGCGUGAAGGAAAGGUUAUUGAUCGGAACCUGCUGAAGGAUGUCUUUGGUUUUAUGGGAUCAGAAGGAAAAGGAACUACAAAUUAUUAUGAAAAGUUUGAGCAGAUAAUGCUUGCAGAAGCUGCCGCUUACUACUCUGAGCUGUCCAUGGAAUGGUGGUUUUGGCGGGACUCAUUUACUAAUUACCUGCGAAAGGUUGAUUGGUGCUUGAUUCAGGAGGAAGCCAGAGCAGAAGUUUAUCCUCGCAAGAAAACAAAAGCAAAAUUACUGAAUGUCAUGAAAUAUAUACUGCUGGAACGAAAUGCCAAUAGAUGGGCUCAGAAGCGAAAGGCCGAAGAGAUUACUGCUGAUGAUCAGCAACUUUUAUCAAAAUAUGCCAGCUUAAGCCUUCUUGAUGAGGGUGACCUUGCUUCUGUGGGAGUGGAACCAGAUCAGUGAAGAGGGAUUUCACUAGAAGCGACUAUUUUCCUUCAGGCUCAAUGUGAAAUGAUGCUGUAGUAGGUUUUAUUAGUUACUAGUAUUUUGUCAGGACUCAGGAAAAUUUGGUUUUUAAUGGACUUAAUUUUUGCCAUCUGGGUAGAAAAUAAAUUCUGGUUUUUGAUAUGGUACUGUAUGCAUGAAGGAUGAACUCUUUAAGUCUUAAUAUGAAUUUUGCUCAGAUAUUUAUCGAA